CAUUAAGGACAGUAGUGCGGAAGUCGGAAAUGUGAAAUAAAAUUUAAAAAUAACAACGCCAGUAAUUUUCAUUGCAGGUCAUCGACUAGUUCUUCUUCUUUGCCUCACGCAAAUGCCGCCGGAACACACGGGCGCCGUGGGUUAGGAUGAGCCCCCGGUAAUCGGCAGCGCUGAGUGGGGUGUAUAGGGGGCGCCGUGGGAUAGGAUGAGCCCCCGGUAAUCGGCAGCGCUGAGCGGGGUGUAUAGGGGGCGCCGUGGGAUAGGAUGAGCCCCCGGUAAUCGGCAGCGCUGAGCGGGGUGUAUAGGGGGCCCUGAGUGCCUGGACUUCGUUAUGAAGCUGAAGGAGCUUGAAAGUUUGCUGCAGCAGGUCGAAGGUUUUGAUCGGCCUAAGUUACUACUGGAACAGUAUCCAACCAGCCCGCACAUUGCAGCACGUAUGCUGUAUACGAUACACACAACGUUCGAUGACAUUGAGAAUAAAUUGGUUGCUGAUCUUGGGUGUGGAUGUGGAGUUCUCAGUAUUGGUGCAGCUUUGCUGAAUGCAGGAUUAUGUCUGGGAGUUGAUAUCGAUGAAGAUGCCCUUGACGUAUUCCACAGAAAUGCAGAAGAAUUUGAAUUGGCCAAUGUCAAUAUGAUCCAAUAUGAUGUUUGUUCCAAACUGACAGACAAAUUAUCCAAAAAAUUUGACACUGUAAUAAUGAAUCCCCCCUUUGGGACAAAGCAUAAUAAAGGUAUGGACAUGAUAUUCCUCAGAUCUGCUUUAGAUAUGGCAAGAACAGCUGUAUAUUCCCUUCACAAAACGACAACCAGGAAUCAUAUUAAGAAGAAGGCUGAUGAAUGGAAAGUAAAGAUGGAAGUAAUUGCUGAACUUAGGUAUGACUUGCCAGCAUCAUAUAAAUUCCACAAGAGGAAAUCAAUUGACAUUGAAGUGGACUUCAUUCGGUUCUCAGCUAAAUAAAUCCAUUGAAGAAUGCAAUGUCGAGGCUGUCUGAAUUAAACAGUGAAGACUCCUUGGAUGGGACAUGUGCUCAACUUGUUCUUUU
Messenger RNA from Hypanus sabinus (Atlantic stingray), 1043 nucleotides. It is a transcript of the gene mettl5, whose product is annotated as methyltransferase 5, N6-adenosine. The transcript has 7 exons. Gene Ontology annotation, molecular function: nucleic acid binding; rRNA (adenine-N6-)-methyltransferase activity. The coding region runs from base 332 to 958 and encodes 208 amino acids. Lineage: Eukaryota; Metazoa; Chordata; Chondrichthyes; Myliobatiformes; Dasyatidae. The record is from RefSeq and is a predicted model, not a curated record. Gene Ontology annotation, biological process: rRNA methylation.